Messenger RNA from Blepharisma stoltei, 2445 nucleotides. The record is from the annotation of a GenBank genome assembly. NCBI's taxonomy places the organism in Eukaryota, Ciliophora, Heterotrichea, Heterotrichida, Blepharismidae.
AUGGAAGAGCUGAAAGUAUCUCAAAGUGACUUCGUCGUCGAAAACCAAGGCAAGCUCCGCGACACAUAUAGAAUCGGUUCCAAGCUCGGUGAUGGUGCUUUUGGCAGUGUCCGAAAAAUCACCCACAGAGUAACUGGAGAAAUUCGAGCCGUCAAGACAAUCCACAAAAAAACCCUGCGAACUGAAGAAGAAAGGCAGACUUUUUUUAACGAAGUCUCAGUCCUACGUGCUUUAGACCAUCCCAAUAUCCUUAAGCUUUAUGAGUUUUUCCAAGACGAAAAGAACUAUUAUUUGAUAACUGAGCUCUGCUCUGGAGGCGAGUUAUUUGAUAGAAUCAUCAAUAAUGGCUCGUUUUCAGAAGCAACUGCAGCUGAAUACUUGAGGCAAAUUCUGUCAGUCCUGGCUUAUUGCCAUGAGAGAAAUGUAGUUCAUAGAGACCUGAAGCCUGAAAACUUCCUUUUGGAUACCACAGAUCCAGACGCAAAUUUAAAAGUCAUUGAUUUUGGGACUGCGCAGUUUUUCAGGCCAGGCGAAAUUUUGACACAGAAGUUUGGGACACCGUAUUAUAUUGCCCCAGAAGUGCUGAGGAAGCAUUAUGAUGAAAAAUGUGAUGUCUGAAGCGCUGGAGUUAAUUUAUAUAUAUUUUUAGCUGGGUAUCCGCCGUUUGGAGGGAAUACGGAUGAGCAGAUUUUGAGGAAAGUCAGCACUGGGAGGUUUUCUUUUCCGUCACCGGAAUGGGACUCGAUAAGUUUUGAAGCAAAAGAUUUGAUUUCAAAAAUGCUGACGAUUGAGCCAGGACGAAGAGUUUCUGCAAGAGAUGCACUGAGGCAUCCUUGGAUGAGUAAUGCUCCAAGAGUGCCUAUUAAUCCAGCACUUGCAAGGACUAUUUUUUCUAAUCUUCAAAAUUUCAGGGCUGGGAGAAGUUUGCAAAAAGCUACCCAAUUUUCCAUAUUUUUUAUUUUUUAAAAAAAAAAUAAAAAAAUAAUAAAUUUAUUGUAAAUUGGUAUACUUUUUCUUUUAUAGCUUCACAGUUGUCUACUAAAGAGGAAAAAGAAGAAAUGCUCACUCCCCCCCCCUUUAAAUUGGAACUAAAAAUUUUGUUCCAAUUUAAAGGGUGGUUAAUUUUUUAUUUUUAAAAAAAUAUCAAUAUAAAAUUUUUUAUAAAAUAUAUAAAAAUUAAAAAAAAAAAAUUUUCAAAAGCUUAUCGGAUUAGAUCAAUAAAUUUGUUUAAUAAAAUGCUAUUUACUCUUUAUCCUUUAAAACAAAGCAAGAUAUAACUAAAUUUUCAUUAUUAGUUAAUAUGCCACUAUUAAUUGGUAUCAAAAAUUAUUUACACAAAAAUUAUUAUUUUUAUUGAUAAAAAAAAAUUAAAAAAAAAAAUAAUUUUUAGAAAAUUUAUCGAUCAAAGUGCUAAUUUAGAUGCUAUUUAUACUCUAUUCUUUAAAAUAAAGCAAGAAAUAAGUAAAUUUUGAAAUUUUAUAAAGAAUUCCUAUUGAAUUUAUAUCAAAACUAUCCAAAUAAAAAAUAUCAUUUUUACCAAAAAAACAAAACAUUUUUUGAAAAUUUUUAAAAUUUAGCAAUUAAGGAUAAUAAAUUUAUUUAAAUAAGAUGCUCUUUAUACUUUUUUCUUUAAAAAGAGCAAGAUAUAACUAAAUUUUUAAUUUUAGUUAAGAAGAAGCAUUUAACUUAUAUCAAAACUUUUUAGAUAAAAAUUAUAUAUAAUUUUUUAUUAUAAAAUUAAAUUUUGUUCCAAUUUAAAGGGGGGUUAAUUUACCAAAAAAGUGGAAAUUUUACCGAUAUUUUGUUCCAAUUUAAAGGGGGGGGGAGUCAGUUUAUUUAAAUCUCUAGAUACUGAUAAUAGUGGAACUUUGUCUAGAGCUGAAUUAAUUGAAGGCUACACUAUGCUUUAUGGUAACCAAAUUGAUGAUAUUCAAGGAGAAGUCGAAAGAAUAAUGAGCCAAGUGGAUACUGAUAAGUCUGGGGAAAUUGAUUAUACUGAAUUUAUUGCAGCUACUUUGAAUAAAAAUAGGCUUUUGUCGAGGGAAAGACUCGAAGCGGCCUUUAGAGCGUUUGAUUUAGAUAAUAGUGGGACGAUUACUGCAGAAGAAUUAAAGGUAAUUCUGGGGUAAUUAAAAUGGAGGUGUCCUGGUAAGGGUAGUUCCUUAUAUGGGUUCAAAGAAGGGAGCUUCGGAUCUUCUGAGAGUUUUACAUCUAACGGUCAAGUAGCAGCCGAUCAGUCGCUUAGAGCGGAAAUCGUAUCUCACAUAAAAGGUUUCAGAAAUCAAAAGACGAAUUAUUUAAGAGUUAUCUUACUAGCUAAUUCUGGGAAAACAUAAUACAUAUGACGAGGAUAUGUGGCAGGAGAUUGUGAAUGAGGUAGAUUUAAAUGGAGAUGGGGUUAUUGAUUUGAGAGAAUUCACUGAAAUGAUGCUAAAACAUACAUAA